Molecule: messenger RNA, 297 nt
Organism: Paramuricea clavata
Lineage: Eukaryota; Metazoa; Cnidaria; Anthozoa; Malacalcyonacea; Plexauridae
Source: the annotation of a GenBank genome assembly
CAACGAGAAUCAUCUCACCGAAGUAAUGAGAAUCAUCUCACCGAAGCAACGAGAAUCAUCUCACCGAAACAACGAGAAUCAUCUCACCAAAGCAACGAGAAUCAUCUCACUGAAGCAACGAGAAUCAUCUCACCAAAGCAACGAGAAUCAUCUCACCGAAGCAACGAGAAUCAUCUCACCAAAGCAACGAGAAUCAUCUCACUGAAGCAACGAGAAUCAUCUCACCAAAGCAACGAGAAUCAUCUCACCGAAGCAACGAGAAUCAUCUCACCAAAGCAACGAGAAUCAUCUCACUGA